Messenger RNA from Cimex lectularius (bed bug), 1318 nucleotides. RefSeq names its product cyclin-H (gene CycH). The transcript is spliced from 7 exons. NCBI's taxonomy places the organism in Eukaryota, Metazoa, Arthropoda, Insecta, Hemiptera, Cimicidae. The coding region runs from base 210 to 1208 and encodes 332 amino acids. Gene Ontology annotation, molecular function: cyclin-dependent protein serine/threonine kinase regulator activity. The record is from RefSeq and is a predicted model, not a curated record. Gene Ontology annotation, biological process: DNA-templated transcription; regulation of transcription by RNA polymerase II; regulation of cyclin-dependent protein serine/threonine kinase activity. Gene Ontology annotation, cellular component: transcription factor TFIIK complex; nucleus.
UGUACUGUAAAAUGUGCUAAACCUCAGCUAAGUUGCUAAACCUCAGUGUUUAUAGUUUGGAAGUUAUUAUUUCCAUACUCGUAAUUUAUAAAUUUAUAUAAAAAACACUUCUCAUGUUGAUAAAAAGAUUAGAAGCUAUUUAUUCGGGGUAUUAGAAGCCUUUUGAUAUUAUUAGUUCUAUAUCAAUCUGGCUUCUACAGCCGGAGACCAUGUUUCCAACAAGCUCACAAAAGAAAAAUUGGAUGUUUAAGGAUGAAGGGGAGCUUCAAACUCUUAGAGCUGCUGCCAAUAGAAAUUACAUUGAAACAUAUCAAGACAAAUUGGAGCCAGCAGCAAAACAGGCCAUGUUGAAUAUGGAGGAAGAAAGAACGUUGCUUAAAUUUUACGAGUUACAAAUGAGGGAUUUAUGCCGGCGAUUCCAGCCGCCUAUGCCAAGAGCUGUAAUUGGAACUGCAUUUCAUUACUUUAAACGAUUUUAUGUCAACAACUCCGUCAUGGAUUAUCACCCAAAAGAAAUAUUGGUUACUUGUGUUUAUCUUGCCUCUAAAGUAGAAGAAUUUAAUGUAUCUAUUGUCCAAUUUGUUGCUAAUAUAAAAGGAGACAGAGAAAAAGCCGCUGAUAUUAUAAUAAAUAAUGAGUUACUUCUAAUGCAGCAGCUGAAUUAUCAUUUAACUGUUCAUAACCCCUUCAGACCUGUUGAAGGAUUCCUUAUAGACAUUAAGGUGCGAAGCCAAUUAGACAAUCCAGAAAAACUUAGAGGUGGCAUCGAUGAACUAUUGGACAACUUAUACCUGACUGAUGCUUGUUUGCUGUAUUCUCCAUCGCAAAUCGCUUUGGCAGCGAUACUUCAUUCUGUUAGUAAAAACAAAGAAAAUCUGGAUGCUUAUGUUACACAAACACUGCUUGGAGGGGAUGCCAGUCGCCUUACAGACCUCAUAGAAGCCGUACGGAAUAUACGUGUCUUGUAUAAAAUAACCGAACCGCCAUCGAGGGAAUAUGUUAAGAGCCUGGAAAAAAGGCUGGAAUUAUGUCGAAAUGAAGAAAAUAAUCCAGACAGCCAAGUAUACAAGGAAAGGAUGCAUGGGUUGUUGGAUGACGAGGACGAAAGAGCAUCAAGGAGAUAUUCAAAAGCCACAAGAAAAUCUCAAGGGCAGAGCGAUUCAAAAUUAUUGGGUGUAAAUACAAUUCCAUCAGAGGAAAAACAUUAAUAAUUAUUUAUUCGUAAUUAAGUUUUGUACCUAAUGAGUUGAACAAAUGUGUAUAAAUUGUAUAUAUUAUAUUAAUUAUAGCUAUGUGCGCAACUAACUAAACAAAAAGA